UAAACCUAAGACGCAGCGAGGGCGGAGGGCAUUGGAAAAGAAGGAGCCUAAAAUUAUCGAAAACACAAAACAUGCAUUGUUUCUUAAAGGUGGAAACACAAGCCAAACAGUUAGCCAGGUGUUGAAAGAAUUGCACACCCUGAAGAAGCCAUGUGCAACCAUAUUUAGCAAAAAAAACAUGACACGGCCAUUUGAGGAUCAGAGUGCUGUGGAGUUUUUCUCAUCUAAAGCUGAUUGCUCCCUUUUUAUGUUUGGCAGUCACUCUAAGAAGAGACCAAACAACAUUGUUAUAGGUCGACUGUUUGAUGGGCAAGUGUUGGACAUGGUGGAGUUUGGUGUAGACAAAUUUGUGUCCAUGCAGGAAAUCAGGGCCCAGAAAACACCCGUGGGGAUCAAACCAUGUCUUGUUGUGUCCGGCGAGUUCUUUGAUGAGAAUGAUGAUAACAAACGGCUCAAAAACUUAUUUAUUGACUUUUUCCGUGGAGAAAAUGUCAACAAAAUCUGCCUGUCUGGUUUAGAGCAUGUGAUCAGCAUUCAUGCUGUGAAUGGAAAAAUCUAUAUUCGCAACUACAGGGUCUUGCUGAAGAAGUCUGGAUCCAGAAUCCCCAGAGUGGAGCUGGAAUCUAUGGGCCCCAGUUUGGAUCUCAGCAUGAGGAGGACUCGGCUGGCAUCUGAUGACUUAUUUAAACGAGCACUGAAGAAACCAGUGGAAGCAAAGCCGAAGAAGAAGAAGAACAUAUCCCGAGAUGAUCUUGGCAACAAACUGGGUCGCAUUCACAUGAAAACACAAGACUUUGAUAAACUACAGGCCAGGAAAUUGAAAGGCUUGAAAAGAUCAGCCCCUAAGAAGAACAAGGAGAACACAGAAGCCAAGAAACAGAAAAUAGAUUCAACCUCUUGA
Molecule: messenger RNA, 901 nt
Organism: Candidula unifasciata
Lineage: Eukaryota; Metazoa; Mollusca; Gastropoda; Stylommatophora; Geomitridae
Source: the annotation of a GenBank genome assembly